This is a messenger RNA of Paramacrobiotus metropolitanus, 1653 nucleotides long. Its product is annotated as reticulon-3-like. Bases 127 to 1356 code for a protein of 409 amino acids. The transcript is spliced from 2 exons. The record is from RefSeq and is a predicted model, not a curated record. Lineage: Eukaryota; Metazoa; Tardigrada; Eutardigrada; Parachela; Macrobiotidae.
UAUAAAGCCAGCUGCACGCUACUACCAGGAAAAACCCAGACAUUUCAUUAUUUUUGAAGUAACACAAUUUUAUUGAAAACGAUCUUGGAUCUUUUGGAUUUUGAACAUUAUCAUUCCACUGUCAAAAUGGACUCGAUGAAUAUGCAGAGAAAAAUGAAUGCCGAUGAGCCGGAAUUCUUGUACAAGAAGAAAACCACAUCAAUCGAACCGGUCCGGCGUAUGGAGCAGGAGCAGGGUUUCCAGCGGGAAGAGCGCUCCGACAUGCACGGACGCUCUAGUCCCACCGAGACAUACGUUCGCGAGGAAGCGUCGCCGGCAGACUGGCGCAACGGUACUCAGUUCGGCAGCCAAUACGAGGACAUUUUUCCGCGCGACAACCUCGACGCCCGUGCCGACCGGCUACUCAUGAACCAGAGAGACAACCAGAAAAUUCAGGAAGAAGAGCGCUACACAUCGCACCCCGUCGCCACCGAAUGGCAGCAGCCGCUCGCCACGCCGACUGUGGUCACACCGCUCUUGCAGCAGGAAGCGGUGGAGCAGCGCACCGACAUCACGCAACUACCGCCCCAGAUGGCUGAAUUCGAGAUGAACAAGCGCCGGCAACAGGAGCAGGAUUAUCCGGAUGUUGGGGAAGACAGGCGCGGUGCGGACCAGGCGCUGCAGUCCGCGACAGAAUCCUGCCAGGAAACUCAGCCCAUCCGCUUGCGCCCGCUGUUUCACGUAAUACGUGACCUUUGCCUCUGGCGCCGCGUCCUGGACUCGGCGGUGGUGUUCAGCGCGGGGUUGGGCUUGAUGGCCGCCCUGUCCUACUUCAGCCUGAUCAGUAUCUUUGCCUAUUUAUCCCUGGGCACCCUCAUCAUCAGCGGGGCUAGCGUUAUCGGCCGGCAGAUUUUGUAUACGCUGCAACAGCGUCCCGGCGUCGCGCAUCCCUUCCAGCGUAUCAUGCAACGCGACACCGUACUGGAUGCGGAAUAUGUACACGAGCAGAUGGACGCCGUGCUGCAGCCGCUGAACCGGAAGUUGGUGGCCCUGCGCAACCUGUAUUUGGUGGACAGUGUGGGGCAGACGCUGAAGAUGAUACUGUUUAUGUACGCCCUGACCUAUGUCGGCCACUACUUCACCCUGACGAGUCUGCUAAUGGUGGGCUGGGUGCUGGCGUUCACCCUGCCCAAACUGUACAUGAUGUUCCGGCCGCAGUUGGACCGAAUGUGGAAUAGUGCCCGCCGACUGCAGAUGGGCAUUGGCGAGAAGUUCCAACAGCAGAAACAACGCGCACAACAGCGCCGCGAUGACAUGCAGUCCGUUGAUAAGAAGGUCACCUUCGAGAAGACUGAGAAGACCGAGAAAAUCCAGUAACCUGAACAGUGCAUAUUAUGAUAUGCGCUCUACUUUAUUUUUUUUAUUAUUUUGAACACGAUAUUUCUUUAAUGAUCUUAAUAUCAUGGGAAUCAAUUAAGUGGCGGAAGCUGCGCUUUCCUCGUUGUUGGUUUUACAACAGCCGUGCCUUCCGCUUAUUUUGCAUAUCACGGUUAAUUAUUUUUAAUAGCUGAUGGCAGACUUCAUGCAUAAUACACGCAAAUCUAAGUUUCAUUCCAUAUUAAACGCAAAACUGUUUUGGUUAACGUACCACAUAAACCGUGAUGCACCUUUGUC